GGAAGGCCACCUCAACCUGUUGUCGAUCCUCCUCAUUUAACUGUCAACGAGGGCGAACCGGCCGCUUUUCGUUGUUGGGUCCCAGGACUCCCGGAUUGUCAGAUUACCUGGCAUAAGGAACGUGUUGGAGGUGCUCUUCCUCAUGGUGUAUACCAGACUGGCAAUGCACUUAAGAUCCCUAAAGCUCAAAUGCACGAUGCUGGAAAUUACAUAUGCACAGCUGUCAACGACUACGGUAUCGGACAAUCUCCAUACGCGCGUUUGGAUGUUGUGCGACGUAAGUCAUUGCGAGUCUUCUCUCAGAACUGCCAUACCAUACCAAGGCCUGCAACUGACCGCAUACGCAAACUUUGUUUAGCCGUGCAACGCCCACGAGUUGAUCCGAUCGAGCAGACUGUGAACGACGGAGAACCUGCUCGUUUCAGAUGUUGGGUGCCAGGAAAUCAAAAUGUGGAGCUGAAAUGGCAACGAGCUGGACAUCAACCGCUUCCUUCAUCUGUUCAGGAGCAGCAGGGCAUUCUUCACAUUCCUCGGGCAACGCAACACGAGGCUGGACAGUACGUGUGCACUGCCACAGAUCCGCGAGACAAUAGACCACAGGACUCUGAUCCUGUCACGCUCCAUGUUCGCCGACCAGAGCCUAGACCUCAACUUUCAAGGCCUCAAGUUGAUCCUCCUGAGCAGACAGUAAAUGAAGGUGAUCCGGCACAGUUUCGCUGUUGGGUACCUGGAAAUCCUCAGGCUAUUCUCCGAUGGACUAAGCAGGGCGGACAACCUCUUCCUGAGGGAACCUUGGAGCGAGAUGGUUUUCUUCGCAUUAACAAUGCUAAGAUGUCAGAUGCAGGAGAUUACAUCUGUACUGCCACUGAUCCACGAGGAGGUCCUCCAAUUGAAGCACCACCCGCAAGGCUUAAUGUCAAGCCGCGUGAGCAGGAUACGAAUCCUAUUUUUAGUUUAUAUCUCUUAUCUUGUGAGAAGAUACUAGACCAUAGAAUAAAGCUCAGCGCAACUGUAGCCAGUGCUUUGAUUGAACGCUGGUAUCCUAUAACGUAAAG
Strongylus vulgaris is the source of this 1055-nucleotide messenger RNA. The record is from the annotation of a GenBank genome assembly. Lineage: Eukaryota; Metazoa; Nematoda; Chromadorea; Rhabditida; Strongylidae.